CUCUAUCCUUCUUCUCGUCUCACCAAAUCUCUUCCAGCAUCUCCAAGAACAGGAAAGAAAACAACCCCUCAAGAACAACAACACGUUCCCCAACAAUGGGUGGUUUCCUCACCCUCGUCGAGGACCGACCUACGCCCAAAAAUGUCUACAACUGGAGAGUCUACGCCUGCGCCACCGUCGCCUCCUUUGCCAGUUGCAUGAUUGGAUACGAUUCCGCCUUCAUCGGCACUACUUUAGCGUUGCCUUCAUUCGUCGAUGAAUUCGACUUUGACUCCAUGUCGACGUCGAAACUUGCACUCGUCAAAUCGAAUAUUGUUUCGGUGUAUCAGGCCGGUGCAUUCUUCGGAUCUCUCUUCGCCUACCCAUCCGCCUACCACGUCGGGCGCAAAUGGAGUCUAAUCAUCUUCUCUCUCAUCUUCACUCUCGGCGCCGGAAUGAUGUUAGGAGCCAACCGCGAGCGCGGUCUAGCUCUCAUCUACGCCGGACGUGUCUUAGCCGGCAUAGGAGUAGGAGCCGCAUCCAUGAUCACUCCAAUUUACAUUUCCGAGAUUUCGCCUCCAGCAGUUCGUGGACGGAUUGUAGGGAUUUAUGAAUUAGGCUGGCAAAUUGGAGGUUUAGUGGGCUUUUGGAUUAAUUAUGGCUUGUCAGAGACGAUGGCGCCGAGUCAUAAACAGUGGAUUAUACCUUUUGCUGUGCAACUCAUUCCGGCGGGGUUAUUAUUGAUUGGGGCUUUUUGGUUAAGGGAGUCUCCGAGAUGGCUGUUUUCGAAGAAUCGAAGGGAAGCGGCGUUGAAGAAUUUGUGUUGGAUUAGGAAUUUGCAGGCGGAUGAUGUGUAUUUGGUGGAAGAGGUCGCGAUGAUGGAUGCGGCGAUGGAAGAGCAAGCGGCUUCGAUUGGAUUGGGCUUUUGGAAGCCUUUUCUCGCUGUUAAGCGGAAUCGCAAGGUUCAAUGGCGCUUUCUGCUUGGUGGACUCCUUUUCAUGUGGCAGAAUGGGUCUGGCAUUAAUGCGAUCAAUUACUACAGUCCGACGGUGUUCAAGUCGAUCGGUGUCGUUGGUACCAAUGCAGGCUUCUUAACCACCGGAAUCUUCGGCGUAGUCAAAACCGUCCUCACCGUCGUCUGGAUGUUCUUCCUCAUCGACAACCUGGGACGCCGCAAUCUUCUCAUCAUCGGCGCCGCCGGCGGUUCAGUCUGCAUGUGGAUUAUCGGCGGCUACAUCAGCACCAAAGACACUUCUGCCGCCGCACAAGCAGCAGCAGCAAGUCAAGGACUGAGCUCGGGUGGAAUUGCAGCGAUUUUCUUUUUUUACUUGUGGACGGCUUUUUACACGCCUUCGUGGAAUGGAACUCCUUGGGUCAUUAAUAGCGAAAUGUUUGACUUGAAUACUCGUGGUCUUGGUCAAGCUUCUGCUUCUGCGAAUAAUUGGUUUUGGAAUUUCAUCAUCUCCCGCUUCACACCGCAAAUGUUCAACAGCAUGGGCCCGAGCGGCUGCGGAGUCUUCUUCUUCUUCGCCAGCAUGAUGAUUCUCAGCAUUUUCUUCGUGUGGUUUCUCGUCCCCGAGACAAAAUCCAUCCCCCUCGAAUCCAUGGAUCGUCUCUUUGACAUCUCACCUCCGAGAAAAGCGAAUAAAAUUAUUUUGGCGGAGGAUCAGAAGCGAGAUGCGGAGUUUAGAGAAAAUGUUAAUGGGGCCGGGUUGACGACGGCGAAGGAGAAGGCGGAUUUGAUUGAGAAGAGUAGUGAGAGGGGGAGUGAGGUUUGAAUGGGGGUGGGGGAGGUGUUGGUUUGUGUGGGUUGUGUUGUGUAGUGUAGGGGUGAUGGAUGGGUAGGUCUGUUCAUCAUCUGUUAUUAUGAUUACCUUACCUAUCAUCGUCACUCAAUAUAUACCUAUGUAAACUCAAUACCGAAG
Messenger RNA from Sphaerulina musiva SO2202, 1904 nucleotides. RefSeq names its product sugar transporter. The record is from RefSeq and is a predicted model, not a curated record. Gene Ontology annotation, biological process: transmembrane transport; carbohydrate transport. Lineage: Eukaryota; Fungi; Ascomycota; Dothideomycetes; Mycosphaerellales; Mycosphaerellaceae. Gene Ontology annotation, cellular component: membrane. Bases 96 to 1757 code for a protein of 553 amino acids. The transcript is spliced from 4 exons. Gene Ontology annotation, molecular function: carbohydrate:proton symporter activity.